CCGGAAAUGCAUAUGCUAGCUUUCUGUGUGCUUAGGUGCCCGAGCUACUGAGGGUCUAGGUCCAGACAGCCGAAAAGAGUGUGGUUAGCAAGAUGAACAAAGAUGCGCAGAUGAGAGCAGCAAUUAACCAAAAGUUGAUAGAAACUGGAGAAAGAGAAUGCCUCAAAGAGUUGCUGAGAGCUAAAUUAAUUGAAUGUGGCUGGAAGGAUCAGUUGAAGUCACACUGCAAAGAAGUAAUUACAGAAAAAGGACUAGAACACGUUACUGUUGACGACUUGGUGGCUGAAAUCACACCAAAAGGCAGAGCCCUGGUACCUGACAGUGUAAAGGAGCUCCUACAAAGAAUAAGAACAUUCCUUGCUCAGCAUGCAGCCUUUAAGAUUGAAUUAGAUUCCUGCAGGAAGAAAGAAGAUAACGGAAACUCCAGAGCAAGGCUCAAGAAACUGCAAACUGUGGUUAGAAACCAGAAACAGGAGUGGGGGAGGUCUUCUGGAUAG
This is a messenger RNA of Balaenoptera acutorostrata (minke whale), 497 nucleotides long. RefSeq names its product transcription and mRNA export factor ENY2-like. Gene Ontology annotation, biological process: regulation of transcription by RNA polymerase II; poly(A)+ mRNA export from nucleus; positive regulation of DNA-templated transcription. The coding region runs from base 93 to 497 and encodes 134 amino acids. NCBI's taxonomy places the organism in Eukaryota, Metazoa, Chordata, Mammalia, Artiodactyla, Balaenopteridae. Gene Ontology annotation, cellular component: DUBm complex; nuclear pore; SAGA complex. The transcript is spliced from 2 exons. Gene Ontology annotation, molecular function: chromatin binding; transcription coactivator activity. The record is from RefSeq and is a predicted model, not a curated record.